Messenger RNA from Phlebotomus papatasi, 541 nucleotides. It is a transcript of the gene ND-13A, whose product is annotated as NADH dehydrogenase [ubiquinone] iron-sulfur protein 6, mitochondrial. Lineage: Eukaryota; Metazoa; Arthropoda; Insecta; Diptera; Psychodidae. Bases 45 to 428 code for a protein of 127 amino acids. The record is from RefSeq and is a predicted model, not a curated record. Gene Ontology annotation, biological process: mitochondrial electron transport, NADH to ubiquinone. The transcript has 3 exons.
UUCGGUUAAAUUUCUCGUGUUUUGACAUUUUUCCGUGCAAAAAUAUGGCUUGUAGAAAAGUGCUUGGAAAUCUGGGAAAAAUUCAGAGAUUCUCAGUGCGAGCAGCCUCUGGACAAACUACAGGAGUUGCCUAUCCCACUCCCGAAGACGCCAAUGUGAAAAAAUCAACGCACACGGGGCAGAUUUUCCCUGACGAUGACUACAGAAAUGUAAGAUUCACAAAUGCCACGAGAUAUGUCAACCAGAAUUUUGCCAUUGAUUUGAUUGAUGAGGUGCCUCCCAAAGAAUGUUCUGAGAGAGUGAUUGCCUGCGAUGGUGGCGGAGGCCCUCUGGGGCACCCUAAAGUCUACAUCAAUUUGGACAAACCUGGAGCUCAUGCUUGCGGAUACUGUGGAUUGCGCUUUAUCAAGAAGGAUCAUCAUCACUAAGCAAUCUCUGGGGUAUCUAUAAUGCCCAGAUGCUAGUUUUUUCUUGUUAAAUUCGCUGUAGAUUGAAUAAAAUUAAUAAAUUCAAGCAUUACUGAUGCUCAAUGAGAACAGUU